Messenger RNA from Trifolium pratense (red clover), 1445 nucleotides. RefSeq names its product glutathione S-transferase F13. NCBI's taxonomy places the organism in Eukaryota, Viridiplantae, Streptophyta, Magnoliopsida, Fabales, Fabaceae. The record is from RefSeq and is a predicted model, not a curated record. The coding region runs from base 281 to 943 and encodes 220 amino acids. The transcript has 3 exons. Gene Ontology annotation, cellular component: cytoplasm. Gene Ontology annotation, molecular function: glutathione transferase activity; glutathione binding.
CAAAUGUAUAUGUACUAUUUUAUUGCAUGGCAGUGGUAACAAAUUUGGAGGGACUGCACAUGUGACAAUAACAAAUUCAAAUCUGACACUAAUUUUCACCUUGAUUUCAUGCAAACAAUAUAGUAUAGGUGAAAUUUUGGCAUGAUAUAGAUAAACGACAAAUUCAAUUCAAACCUCCACAUAGUCAAAUUUCAGGUUUGGUGUCCAAGACUUCUUCAUAAAUAUGCUAGCUUCACUCACUGUCUAUCACAGCUUGUGGUAGAUCAAAUAAAACUAAUACAUGGCGCUCAAGAUUUAUGGUCUAGCCAUGUCGACAAACACAACUCGUGCCAUGAUUUGUUUGCAUGAAAAAGAAGUUGAUUUCGAGCUUGUUCCAGUCAAUGUGUUUGCUUCUGAGCAUAAGCUGCCUCCUUUUCUCAACAAAAAUCCCUUUGGUUUGAUUCCGGUACUUGAAGAUGAUGAUCUCACCCUCUUUGAAUCAAGAGCCAUAACCUCAUAUGUAGCUGAAAAAUUCAAGGAAAUUGGACCUGAUUUGAUUAGGCACAAAGACAUAAAAGAAGCUUCAUUAGUCAAAAUGUGGACAGAGGUAGAGUCUCACUACUAUGACCCUGCAGUAUCACCAAUAAUCUAUGAAUACUUUGUGGCUCCAUUUCAAGGCCAAGAACCAAACAAGACAGUGAUUGAAACAAACAUGGAGAAGCUGAAGAUUGUGCUUGAUGUGUAUGAGGCAAAAUUAAGCACAACAAAGUACCUUGCUGGAGAUUUUUAUAGUCUUGCUGAUCUUAGUCAUAUAUCUGAAACUCACUAUUUUAUGCAAACACCUUGUGCUUCAAUGAUCAAUGAAAGGAUUCAUGUUAAGGCUUGGUGGGAAGAUAUAUCUUCUAGGCCUGCUUUCCAAAAAGUUGUGGGUGGUAUGACUUUUGGUCAGAAUGAUCAGAAGUGAUUAUUUUGUUAGGCUCAAUUGCAUUAUUUAGUACUUCUACUUACUAUAAUCCUAUAUAGUAUUGGAUGUUCAUGAAACUUUGUUUAUGUUGACUGAGAUCCACCACAUUCAGGAAAAUCCCGCAUUCACACGGUCUAUGUGCUAAGAGUCGUUCGGUCUUGAUCUGACGGUUCGGAUCUAAGUACGGAAACUUUAAAUUUAUAAAAUGAAAAAUUAAAUUCAUACUUUUCUAGACCGUCUGAUCCUGAUCAAAUGACUACAAACAUGUUGACUAUGUGAUUGUGUCUUCCGGCCAAUGGCAGAGAAUCCAUUUUCGUGUUUAUGCUGCAUACUCUCUCAUCUAUUGUACCAAAUUUUAUCCUCUCAAAUAAGAAUUGUACUGCAUUUUUUGGAGAAGCUGAUCAAAGUAGCAUCCAUUUAUGGACCUAAAACAAUUUGUUAGAAUUUUAUUUAAAAAAAUCUGAAACAAACAAGAUCAAAAAACUUAAAAUGUGAUUAUCUU